Molecule: messenger RNA, 759 nt
Organism: Fusarium poae
Lineage: Eukaryota; Fungi; Ascomycota; Sordariomycetes; Hypocreales; Nectriaceae
Exons: 2
Coding region: 1-759 (252 amino acids)
Source: RefSeq, a predicted model, not a curated record
AUGCGGUUCAUCGAAGCCCCCUACCUGGGCCAAAGCUCCCCUUCUGCCGAAAAUGUACUGGCAAAGGCUCUGAAGGAAACGGAAGAAAAGCUCAAAGCUUCUGAGAAUGAGAAUGAGCGACUCUCUCUCCGAAUCAAGCUUCUCGAGGAGCGACAUGAACAAGACGGCAAAAUGAUGGAAUUCAACUACCGUCUGCUCAGCCGCCUCGACUGCCUACGAGAUGACCACGAAAAUCUCAAGAAAACCGUCACUGCUUCCAACGAAAAGUUCGAGAACAAGUUUGCCCGCUACAAAAGCAAAGCCUCCGCGCAAGAGAAGGAGAUCACCAAAAUCAAGGAAUCUGCCGUUUCCCUGACCGAGGAACUCUCUGAAAAGUCGGCCAAGAGCGCUGCCACCGUCAGGGACCUGGUCGAGGACGUGGAGUUCUUGAACAGUUGGAUGAGCGAAGUCAAGGUGGCUGAAUACGAACUCCAAACUAAGGAGGCUGAACACGAACUUCAAGCCAAGAAGGCCGAGCGCGAACUCCAAGACAAGAAAAUCGAGCGCGAACUCAAAUUCAAGAGGGUCGAACGCGAACUCCAAGCUCAGCAGUCUAGACUCGAACUCUUGGGGCAGGUUUCCGCCUCGCCACGUAGCCGACGUGUUGAAACCGCAUGGGGGGACUCGACACGCGAUCGACGUGAUGAAUGGUAUGGAGAAGAGGAUUUCCCUGUCGCGACAAGCGACCAACUGAAUACAUGGGGUGGAGGGGGAUGGUAA